Gryllus bimaculatus (two-spotted cricket) is the source of this 3897-nucleotide messenger RNA. Lineage: Eukaryota; Metazoa; Arthropoda; Insecta; Orthoptera; Gryllidae. The record is from the annotation of a GenBank genome assembly.
UAUUUCUGUGUCUCUGAUAGUGCAGUGAUUUUGUAUGUACAAUGAACCUGGAUGAGCUAUUUACCUCUUCUGUUGGCGGCGACGUCUGCCGUGGAACAAGACAGGAACUUAAGUGUUAAGGCAUUUGAAAGCGGCUUUAUUUGGAACAUUCACCCCCUCCACAAUAUCGCAGGCCGUUGGUCGUGGUUGAAUUUUUUCUUUAUUCCUAUGCUAAGUAAAACCCAUAUUUUAAUUUUGUAGGCAGUAUUGUAAUGAAUAAUAUGUGAUUAAUUAUCUGGUUUGGAUUUAUUGCAAAAUAGAAAUGGAAUUUAUUCAAGAGUUUACUAUCAUUCAAGGGACACUCUUAACUCUUCAAAAGAAAGUAGGCCCAUUAAAAAAUCUAAAAGAGAACGAUUCUGGAACCAAAGAAAAGAUUCAUAGUGUAGUGAACACUCUACUGAAAGUUUUACAUUCAUUUGAAGCUACAAAUGAAACAGAAGGCAGCGACAAAUUGCGUAAAAUCAGUCUCUUUCUGGUUCUUAAUUCGGAUUUAAAGGUCUGUGAAACUAUGAAAGAAGAUCCUAAUUGGGGACACCUGAUUGAAUCCGCUCCAACUCUUAGCAAUCAAAUAAUGAUUGAUGUGUUCACUGCACCGUCCUUAAGAGCAUAUUUACAUGAAUUAGUAGUUUAUUGCCCACCUGCAUUAAGUCUGGAGUUGCUUGACAUAGCAGCUUCAAAACUAAAACAAGAACGUACAAUAAUGUCGCCCUCCUGUAUAGCAACUUUUAUAAAGGCUGUUUAUGUUAAAUUGUUAACUUCACAGAAACAAAGUACUGAUCAUAUUUGUGAAGUAAAUUGUUGUGCUGCGAAAUUCAUGUUAUAUUAUUCCAAAUUUCUUGAAUUUUUAUCAGAUCCCAACAGAAUUAACAGUCAAUUAGAGAAUUCACAAUUUUUAGAAGAACUUGGUCAAAUGUUAAUAUGUUCUUUAGAAUUGGUUACAUCAUGUUUGAUGUUAUUCAUUAAUCCUCCACUGGCAAGUGAAGAUGUGCUUAAUAUAUAUAAAAUGGAUCUUGCAUUUGAUUAUGGAAUAUUGCAUCAAGAUUCAGAUUACAGAAUAUUUGAUGCAAUGCAUGAGCAGUUGCUUUCAGUUCUUGUUGUGCAAAUUGCCUACAUAACAGUGGAUGUUUGGUUGGGUUGGGCCGAGUUUGACUUUAAAUCUGUUCAUAAUUUCUCACUGCAAAAAUACAUUGCUGAAUCAAUGUACAAAUGUCACAAAGUAAUUGUAGUUGCAAAGGAGAAAGGUAUGAAGUCUCAGUUGUGUGAUGGCUUAAUUACCAUGCUGUCAAGUAUGGCUUCAAAGCCUCGUGAUGAAGAUGAUGAAAUAAAAGAAGCUGAUAUGGCCCUUAUUCUAAAUCGAAUUCCGGACCAAUCUUUUUGCCGAAGAAAAUGGUUGUUUGCUUUGUUUACCAAGUAUGGUGAUGAAAUUGUCAAAGAAGAGUGUGUGGAAUGCAUUAACAGAAAUAUGGACUUGAUGGAUUCUGAAAUAAUUUUAUUGUUUUUGGAGAAAAUAUAUUUGCUUAUUGAAAAGGGUGAAGUAGAAAAUGUUCCAGAGAAAGUAAAGAGUGUUGUUCUUUGUGCUGUAUACCAAUUGAACCUUGAUGAACAACUACUAUUGUUGAAGGAAUUCCUAGAUAAAUACGGCAUGAAUUCACAUCUUUGUUGUGAUGAAUAUAAUACAAAAGUUACCAAAGUUUUCAAUACUGCUGUUGAUUCAGCAGAAUUUUCACAAGAUAAUAAAUGUAUAGAGAUAGUGAAUUUAUGUCUUCAAAAUCCACUGGAUGUGAUGAAGAGACUACUUGAGCAUUCUGUUGCUAGUGAUAAACAAGCGCAAAUAAUGGGAGACAUUUUAAUCAUGUUAAAACCAUUACAUUCUUUAAGUGUUAACAAAAAUGGACAGGAGCCAUGUAGCCUUCUUGUUUACUUACUACAUGAGAUUAUGCAGAAAAGGAAAGUCAUUGAGUUUUCAGAUACAAGUUUUGUUUCAGUGAUAACAGGCCUUGUCACGAGUUGUGCAGUAUCACCAGAUGCCUUUUUAAAGAAUAAUUUGUUUCCACUGAUACACACCUGUUUAAAAGAUUCAAAUUGGUCAGAUAUUAUACUGUGGCUUGAAACUCUUCAGAUUUUUGUAGGUGGUGCAGUGAAAUGUGAACAAACCCUGGAUACAACAGCUCUUUUGUUAACUAUAUCCCAAGUUAUGGAGUUGAGUCGUAAAAAUUUAUAUACAUUUUCUUAUGCUGCACUUACUGCUUGUGAUCAUGUAAUGAACCUAAUUAGCAUAGUCUUGGAAUCUUCUCUAGAUGUUGAAGAUACAUCAUUGGUACCUCUUUGUGAACAUAUUAAGAAUAUGAUGAGUCCUAUCAAUCAGUUUUACUUUUUUGAUCUUUGGAAAAAGAGUGGAAAUUAUUCCCAUUUUACGGCUGAUUGGAAAGUAUAUUUGCUCCACUGGAUGUACAUGGAGAAAUGUAAUAUUCAGCCACCAUGGGGAAGUAGUGUAUCUUUACAACGAAAGAGGAUUAUUCUUGAAUUAUCACAGCUACUUCCUGUGUGUGUAAAAAGUGAAUGGCAAACAAUCAUUCAAAAUUUACACAAUUUAAUGACUCCAAUAUUAGGUGAAUCAUCUAGUUCAUUUGUAUUUGAAUGCUUGAUUGAUGCCAUACAAAUAAUGUCAGUGUUGAGUUCUGCACCCUGCUUAACUGACAAAGAGCAAGAAUGUGCAUUUUCGUGUCUUGAUUUUUGUAUUAGGAAUUUAUCUUCUAUUGCAAAGGAAGAACUUAUUGGGAAACCAGAAACCCUUACAGCAAAAACUACCAGCAUACUAUUUCAAAAAAUUGCCAAUUUGAAUUCUGUGCUGCCAGGAAUUGUCAAGGAUUCUUGUGGUGGCGUACUUUUGAACUUGCAAGUGGAUUUCAUAUCAAAAGCAAUUUGUGAUAUGCAAAUGUACCCAGAUGAGGAGGAAGAAGAGAAAGAAGUUAAAAAAACUCAAUGGAAUGAGGAAUUACGGAACAUGGCAAUCAGUAUUUCAACGAUAAGUGAAAUGAAAACGCGCCAGGCUUUGGCUCGUAAACUGCAAGAGGGUGUUAGUGUAGUGUAAUGGAUGUAAAUAAAAGAGAAGAAUUAUUUGUUUUAUUGAUUUUGUUCAUGUGUUAUUUCCUGGCCUAGGUGUCAAUCGUUUUAACAAAAUUCCUCUAGAAAAGAGAAAAUGAUUUCACAUUUGUAAAAGAAUGCCUUUGUAAUUCUUAUUUAUAUUCUGUAUUAUGUUACUUAUUCAUGUCUUGUUUGUAGAGUUACUUUUCAUUGUAAUGUGCCUGAAAACAUUAAACACAAUUAAAAGGGUUACAUUAAAAUAAUGAAUAAAAAUCUUGUUCCUGAUGAUGUGAAAUUGCUUUUCCAAAAAGAAAAAUAUACAGAAUUUGAAAAAUUUUCUUAUGUAAAAUUGUACAAAGAUUUUGUGUUGAUAUAUUUUUUUAAAUAAAAUUAAGAGAAAAAAAGCCUGUCUUGUUCUUCAGUCUGUAAUGUAAUGAUAGUAGUUUAUGUUAAAGGUGAGUAAAAAAUAUUUAGUUCACAAGUAAAUAAUUGAGCAUUUCAAGGCAAUGUUAGAAGCUGAAGGGAUUCAUUUUCAGUGUUGAACAAAAGCUGUUUACUUUCAACUGGUAGGCUAUACAUUUUUUUGUUUAUUAUCAUCAUGAACAGGAAAACAAGAAAGCGAAAAUGAAUUAUCUAGGUAUAAGUAUAUGCUAAAAUAAAACAUUUAUUUUAGUGUUUUAAUAAUGUUGAGGAAUCAAACUAAUUGACACAUUUAAAUAAAUGUAAAUUUUAUUAACAUUGAAAUAAACUUCGGAGCAGUUAAUAUUUCUUUUC